Messenger RNA from Danio rerio (zebrafish), 2037 nucleotides. RefSeq names its product solute carrier family 43 member 2b (gene slc43a2b). Gene Ontology annotation, molecular function: transmembrane transporter activity; L-leucine transmembrane transporter activity; L-phenylalanine transmembrane transporter activity. Gene Ontology annotation, cellular component: plasma membrane; basolateral plasma membrane. The record is from RefSeq and is marked provisional. NCBI's taxonomy places the organism in Eukaryota, Metazoa, Chordata, Actinopteri, Cypriniformes, Danionidae. Gene Ontology annotation, biological process: L-leucine transport; transmembrane transport; L-alpha-amino acid transmembrane transport.
CUUAGUAAGUGCCGGUGACAGCAGGAGGACAGAGAGGGGAAGAGAGAGCAAAGGCAUCAAAGCGUCCACCACUCUGCACUAAAAGGCUACAGAACUUGUUUGCCUGUCUCUCAAAGACUGUGAGGUUUGAUUCCACCAGACUCAGUCGACCACCCUUUUCCUCUACUGCCUGCUUUCCUACUCCUUGCAGCCAUGGCACCCACUCUGGCCACAGCGUUUGCCCGUCGUUGGUGGAUGGCAGUAACAGCCAUCAUUGAAAAUCUGCUGUUCUCUGCCGUGCUGCUGGGCUGGGGUUCCUUACUCAUCAUGCUGAAGUCUGAGGGCUUUUAUUCAUACCUCUGCACAGAUCUAGGAAACAGCUCAAUGGCAAACUUCUCCUUACCAGCUGUGCCUUCAUCGCUGGCAAAUGAUCCAGAUUAUGAAUAUGACGAGUUCCAGCCCUCCAGUCGCGAUGAUGGGGUUGAAGUGGUCCCUCUAAAGCAUCCAGAGGACCACCUGAGGAUGAACGGCUGGCUCAUCUGUAAAGAACAGGAUGAGAUGUUGAAUCUGGCCUUCACUGUGGGCUCUUUUCUCCUCAGCGCCAUCACACUCCCACUCGGGAUCGUCAUGGACAAAUACGGACCACGCAAACUCCGCCUGCUCGGAAGUGCCUGUUUUGCCCUCUCGUGCCUUAUGAUUGCUUAUGGAGCCAGCAACCCAAAUGAACUCUCUGUCCUGAUCUUCAUUGCUCUGACCUUUAAUGGCUUUGGAGGAAUGUGUAUGACCUUCACUUCACUUACGUUGCCCAAUAUGUUUGGUGACCUGCGAGCGACCUUUAUCGCACUCAUGAUCGGCUCAUACGCUUCCUCUGCCGUCACCUUUCCAGGGGUUAAGGUGAUCUAUGAUCUGGGUAUAACCUUCAUCAUGAUUCUGGUGGUCUGGGCUGGUUGUGCAGGCCUCGUCUUCAUCAACUGCUUCUUCAACUGGCCCCUGGAGCCUUUCCCUGGACCCGAGGACAUGGACUACACCGUCAAGAUCAAGUUCAGCUGGCUGGGAUUUGACCAUAAGAUUACAGGAAAGCAGUUUUAUAAGCAGGUGACGACAGUGGGCAAGCGUCUUAGCGUGGAUAACACUCAGAAACAAAAAGAGCUUGCCAAAGAAGGUCACAAACUCUGCUUGUCCACUAUGGACCUGGAACUGCAGUGUGAGCCCAAGGAGGAAACUCAGUCGUUCAUGAAGAGUAUUUUCAGUCCUCUCUUCAUGUUGAGUCUGGUGACCAUGUGUGUAACUCAGCUGCGUCUCAUCUUCUACAUGGGGGCCAUGAAUAACAUCUUGGAGUCGCUCAGCGGAGGAGAUCUGAACACAGUGAGUCUCUACACCUCCAUUUUCGGCGUGAUGCAACUCUUGUGCUUGAUGACGACGCCGGUCAUCGGUCAGAUCAUGGACUGGAAGCUGAAAGAAUGCGAUGAUGGAGAAACCAAUGAAAAACAGCCCAACAAGGAUGAGCCCCAGCCAAAACGCAGAGACAGACAGAUUCAGAAAGUGACCAACGCCACACGAGCCUUCAUCUUCACCAACAUCCUCCUCGUCGGCUUCGGCAUCACAUGCUUGAUUCCAAACCUCCCGCUUCAGAUGCUCUCGUUUGUCCUUCACACCAUUGUCAGAGGCUUCAUCCACUCUGCCAUCGGUGGACUUUACGCUGCUGUGUACCCAUCAUCUCAGUUCGGCAGUCUGACUGGAAUGCAGUCUCUGGUUAGCGCUUUAUUCGCUCUGCUGCAACAGCCUUUGUUCAUGGCCAUGAUGGGACCCCUGAAAGGAGACCCACUCUGGGUGAACGUUGGUCUGCUGGUUGUCAGUAUGCUGGGAUUUCUGUUGCCGCUCUACUUGCUCUACUUCAGGAAAACUCUGCACAAAAAGAGGAAGGAGAAAGAAAAUAAUGCUAAAAUCUACCUGAAAAUCAACGGCAGUGACGUUCCGGAGGCGUUUGUGUAAAGAAAGCAGAUAAAGGGAAAAACUAAGGCGUGAGAGUAUCUCAUAUACAUACAGCUGCACAAAAAA